Naumovozyma castellii is the source of this 813-nucleotide messenger RNA. It is a transcript of the gene TIF35, whose product is annotated as translation initiation factor eIF3 core subunit g. The transcript has a single exon. The coding region runs from base 1 to 813 and encodes 270 amino acids. Lineage: Eukaryota; Fungi; Ascomycota; Saccharomycetes; Saccharomycetales; Saccharomycetaceae. The record is from RefSeq and is a predicted model, not a curated record.
AUGUCUGCCGAAGUAGCUGCUCCAGAAAUCAUUGAGAAUGCAGAUGGAUCCAAGUCUAUCGUCACAUAUAAGAUGGAGAAUGGUGAAAAGUACAAGAUUACUCAAAAAGUCAGAGAAAUAAAAGUUAUUGAAAAAGUUCAUAGAUCAGUCGCCAUGAGAAAGAAGUGGGCUAAAUAUGGUCUUGAAAAAGGUGCUCCAGCAGGCCCACAAACUUCUACUACGCAACCAGGGGAAGUAGUGGAACUAAGAUUGAGUAGAAACUGGAAACAAAAGGAAGAAGAAAGAUAUCAGAAAGAAAAGGGUACCACUACCAAGACUGUGGUCUGUAGACACUGUGGUAACGACCAUUACACCAUGCAAUGUCCAUUUAAGAAUAUUUUGAAUGAAAUUUCCGCAUUGGAAGAUCCAGCUGCUGGAUUAGAUGAAGAAGAAGAAAAUAUGGUUCCAUCUCAAAUGGGUGGUGAUGGUACUCGUUCAUAUGUCCCACCAUCCCGUCGUCUUGGUGCUAGAGAUCCAUCAUCCGAUGCUUAUAGAGAUCCAAGAGAACGUGAUGAUUUAUGUACGUUGAAGAUCAUGCAAUUGAAUGAAAAUGCUGACGAAAACAAUUUGAGAGAAGAAUUACUAUUCCCAUUUGCACCAAUUCAAAAGUGUGUUGUUGUUAGAAAUAGAGAAACAGGUAGAUCCAAGGGUCUUGCAUUUGUUACUUUCUCCAGUGAGCAAAUGGCAGAAAAGGCUUUACACUUCUUAGAUGGUAGAGGUUUCAUGAACUUGAUUCUACGUGUGGAAUGGUCUAAGCCAAAGCCUAAGGUUUGA